UUCACCACCAGUGUGGCGAUGGUUCUUGCGUGAGCCGCCACCAAGUCUGCGAUGGCGAAAUGAACUGCGUUGAUGGAAGCGACGAACAGAACUGCCGCUGCAGUGAUGAAGAUUUUCAGUGUGCGAAAUCUAAGGUCUGUAUAAAGAAGGAAUUGCGCUGUGAUGGCCGCGAGGAUUGCUCCGACCGUUCUGAUGAAGAUGAAUGCGAUCCUGCAUCUUCUCAAACCAAGAUCCUCUCUACUCAAUUCAAAAUAAAGUAUGAGCAACGCAAGAAAUUUGAGGAGAUUCAUGAUCCCAAGAUCUCCGAUCCCAACGCCCUUCUGCCCCAACUUCGUGAGAUUAGUGACUGCACGAGUCAUGUGUGUCCAGACGGCUUGUGCGUCGCGGAAGAGAACGUAUGCGAUGACGUCCCGCACUGCAGCGACGGCAGUGACGAAUUAAACUGUUGAUUACGACGAUGCAACUGCUAAUAAUGACGACUCAGCUGUUGAUUACGACGACGCAAUUGUUGAUUACGACGACCCAACUGUCGAUUACGACGACCCAAUUGUUGAUUACGACGACUCAGCUGUUGAUUACGACGACCCAACUGUUGAUUACGACGAUCCAGCUGUUGAUUACGACGACUCAGCUGUUGAUUACGACGACCCAACUGUUGAUUACGCCGAUCCAGCUGUUGAUUACGACGACUCAGCUGUUGAUUACGACGACCCAGCUGUUGAUUACGACGACCCAGCUGUUGAUUACGACGACCCAACUGUUGAUUAUAACGACCCAACUGUUGAUUAUGACGACCCAACUGUUGAUUACAACUCAACUGUUGAUUGCGUUAGGGUCUAACUCAUAGCUAAUGAACAACUAUUCUUGGAAGAGACUUUUUAACAAUCAUGUAAUUUCGUACAUAAGUUUUGGAGGCUUUGGUGAAUUAAUAUUGUUUUAUAUUUUUACUGCAUAAGAUCACCAUAUUUUCUCCAUUUUAAUGUGAAAGUCUACUUAAAAAUAUACGAAUUCAUGAUCAGAGUACUUAUGAAAGUUAUUUAACUUUGCAUUAGUAAAUUUUUCCAACCAGCCUGCACGCGUGAAAAAGCGUAAUACCCACGUGCAAAAAUAAACUCGUUUUAAUUAUAUCUUUGUUAAGAAUAGCGCUGGCACAGUAGUUGAAUUUGUCCGUAAUGAGUUGCGAAGAAUUGAGAGUUCGGUAUGAAUUAGCAAAUGCUUUCCCGUUUAUUCUGUCAAUCGGCAUGGCUACUCAGAGAUGGCUUGUAAUAACAAUUUUUCACGAAAUUUCUUUUAUUUAAAUUAACUGUUUACCAAUUAAAUUGAUGUCAAAACAGAUGAAAACAUUGAUCAAGCUUGAAUAAUGUCGUGAAACAAAAUUGGCAUUUCAAUGCAGUUAAGCUUGUAGCCGUACUAAGAAUAAUAUUCAUGGGAGCUUUUAUUGUCUAAAAAAAUUCAUCAACGGAGAAAAAUUUGUGUAACAUAGUUUAAAAUAAUUUUCACAUUUUGAUCAAACGACGGUUCAAUGGUGACAAAAAAAAUUACUUAAUUUUUGUUUACCUUUAUUGAAUUUACUAUAUUGAUUGCAUUUUAUAUUGAUUUAAAUUGUAGAAUUUAACUUACAUAUGAUUCUAUUCUAUAGGUAAAUUUGUGAAGUCAAAAAUUAAAUUUUUACGCUCCAUUAUAUAUCAAACCUGGCAUGUCUAUAGUUCAUAAAUCGAUUCUAAUUUUAAUUUUGACCUGCGAAACGAUACAAAGUACUGAUUAACCUUCCAAUAAUUCAAUAUAAUAUAUUAUUUAUUUUUGAAUUUUUUCCUGGCUUAAGUGCUUAUGUGCUUUUACUUGACACACCAGUGCUUACGUGAAUUUGUGUGUUGAGAGCCUUGUCAGAAAUAUUUAUUGGUUACUACAUUUGCGCAUUUCCAAUAGCCAGAGGUGGGCAGUAGCACGCUACAUGUAGCGGGCGCUACU
Molecule: messenger RNA, 1968 nt
Organism: Hyalella azteca
Lineage: Eukaryota; Metazoa; Arthropoda; Malacostraca; Amphipoda; Hyalellidae
Product: LDL receptor repeat-containing protein egg-1-like
Exons: 4
Coding region: 60-449 (129 amino acids)
Cellular component (GO): plasma membrane
Molecular function (GO): protein binding
Source: RefSeq, a predicted model, not a curated record